Molecule: messenger RNA, 342 nt
Organism: Staurois parvus
Lineage: Eukaryota; Metazoa; Chordata; Amphibia; Anura; Ranidae
Source: the annotation of a GenBank genome assembly
UCCAAUCACAGCUUAUCACAUGUAAACAGGGAAAUGGGACAUGUACACAGAUCAUCGGGGCACUGUGAUCAGUGUGCUCUGAUGAUCAGUGUAGCCCCAGCAGCGCCACCUGUCAGUGUCCAUCAGUGCCUCGUGCCAGUGCCCAUCAGUGCCACAUCAAUGCCAAAUAUCAGUGCCUACCAGUGCCCAUCAAUGCCACAUAACAGUGCCCAUCUGAGCUGCCUUUCAGUGUCACCCAUCAGUGCCAAUCAGUGCCGCCAGUCAGUGCCGCCUAACAGUGCAAGUCAGUGCCGCCUAACAGUGCUGCCUAUCAGUGCCAUAUAUCAGUGCUGCCUUUCAGUG